This is a messenger RNA of Orbicella faveolata, 2918 nucleotides long. RefSeq lists its product as uncharacterized. NCBI's taxonomy places the organism in Eukaryota, Metazoa, Cnidaria, Anthozoa, Scleractinia, Merulinidae. The record is from RefSeq and is a predicted model, not a curated record.
UUACAAUAAAAACUCAUCAACUGCUGUGUAAAUAGAACUGACAGCUAAGUGUCGUUGCUGAGAAAGCGGAUUAAUUUCAACGACUGAUAACUGCACUUUUUUGUUCCGUGCUAACUGCCCCAUCAGAAGGCAAUUCUUAUGCAAAUGAGUUCAUUUUAACAAGCUGUCAAAUAUACCGCGAGAUGUUCUUCUCUUAGCAACAUCUGUUUCACACACUGUCUUGAAUUUAUUGAUCAACGCGGGCGUCUUUUUGGUGAGGACCACAAGCUGUGAAAGUUUGCUAAAGGACUGGUUGAUCUUUUUUGACGAGAUCAGCGGUCAAUGAUAAACAACACGUUUUACGAUUCACCAGAUCGAUUCGAGCUAGACAGAGUAAAGCAGAGUAGCUUGGUAUAAACAGACGAAGAUGUGUGCCCUACUUAAAUCUGAAGAAAGACCAGAUAAAUAAACAACGAUCACAAGGAAAUGUAAUUUCAGCGGUGCCGAUGCAACUUGCUGUUUCACCUCAGUUGUUGGAACGAAGCGUGAUUCCUUUUCAAGACGCAAAUUAAUUUAACGUGCGGUUAAGCUUACGUGCAAGCCAUAGCAAAUGUGGAACUGAAAUAAUUGGAUCCCAUUUCUUGGGAAUUAUCACUGUUAUUAAGCUUACAUAGCGACUGGAAAUUUUGAUCGUUAAUCUGCGUGUAAGUGUUUAAGGAUUAAACUAACAUGGCCCACCAUCGUGAUCGUGAUCGGGAACCCGAUCUCAAAGGAAAACUUUCACGCAAGAUUGCAGAACUUACAAUGGUCAUUCAUUUGUUAUUUACACGAAACCACGAGCGAGAGUUCGAAGUGGAAGCUUUGAAAACUGCAUACGAACAUGAGAUUAGUGUUAUACUCGACGAAGCGAAGGGGAAAAUUUCGUGGCUGGAAGGGCAGUUGGAUGAACUUGAAAAAUUCCGUGUUUUGCUGGACUUGAAAAACACAGAGAGUGAGAAAGACAAACAGCAGAUCAGUGACCUUCAAAAUAAAAUAGCAGAAUUGACUGCACUUUUGGAACACAAAGAUCAGCUCAUAACAGUGGCUGAGAAACAAAUUGUGGAAUUAAAAGAAAGCCUUGUGGACAAGUUGAAAUCUGGUGAUGAACAGGUAGCACUUAUGACAGUAGAGUUAGAAAAUGUGAAAAAAGAAAACAGUGAAUUAAAAGAAAAAUUUAAGGGAAAAACCGAUAAAGUGAAAAAGUGUCAAAACCAAAUACAGAAUCUUCAAUCAAAAGUUAAAGCUUUGGAAGAUGAAUUAAAUGAUAUUUUGGAGAAAAAAGAGAGACUUGAAAAUAGCGUCAAUGGAUUACAAGGAGACUGGCAGGAUGAAAUUGAUAAGCUCAGUCUCAGAAUUGAAGAAUACACAAAACAACAAAAAGAAGAUCAAAUGAGAGCUGAAAAACUAGAAUGGAAAAAUAAACAGCUGUCUCAGCUGGUCAGGGAGCUAGAAGAAGAUAAACGACAACUUGAACUCAAAAUUCAGCAGUAUAUUGAUGAGAGGAAUAAAAGAAAGGAAUCAAAGAGAUCUCCCAGGCCAGUCACAAAAGGGAGCCCUGAAGUGCCACGGACAACACCUGCGUUUGAUAGAGAUGAUGAACUGGAACGUCUCAGAAGAGAAGUGCAGCGUUAUCGCUUGGAGUUGAGCAACAGAGAAUCCAACUUCAAUAGAAUGUUUACUGAUCACCACCCUGUCAUAGUUGAAGGAAAAGGCAGGAAGUCCUCAUCUGCUAUGGUGCCUGACAAUUCUUUCCCAAACCUGAGUGGUGUACAUGGACGGAAAAGAAGUGGAAUUCAACCUCAUUUACCAGCUCUUGGAGAGCAACGCAUACACAGCAACCCGCAACAUCAAUUUCACGGCCUUUAAUACAUGAAAUAAGGAGUGUCAAUCACUUCUUGUUGUUAUGAACUUGUUUCCCAAAAAGAAUAUUAAUUCUAUAGUUUGUUUAGUCAUGCCAAUGACGUAUGUUCAUACUCAUCUGUUGUAGAGUUUUAUUUGCUUUAUUUAUUGGUCAGGAAUAAAUUAAUUUUAUGUGGCUGUUACUGAUUUAUUUAACAGAAUAAAGGUAACAAAAGCACACAAUGGUGCAUGGCUGUUGAGUGUUAGUUAUAUCAUUCUCAUCCCCAGAACUGGUCAGAACUGCUGGUCCCUGUCAGCUGGUAGGCAUGUCACAGAAAUAAAGUGACUCUGGAGACACUUGAUUUGAUUGGCUAGAAUUUGGACCAAGAUUUCCACUAAUUCAGUCCUGGCUUCCUUCCAAAAGUAUCCACUGGUCUAUAUCUUAACUAAAACUGUUUGAUAAGAACAACUAAAAACCUUAACAGAUUUGUGACAAACAGAAUUUAAAACAGAAGUAAAAUUCUGACUGGAAGUGCACAUAUAUGGUUAAUUAUGGAGGACUUCACUGAAAAUUCUCCUAAUCGAGUGAGGUUUUAGGUAGAGAGAAACCAAUGUUGAAUAAUUAUCAGUGAAAAUUUUAGUUCAUAAUACUAGCCAAUCAAAUCAUGUGUCUCUAAGGCCACCUUUUCCUAUUGCCAAGGCUGAGCUUAAAGGGACAGGCAACCCUGGGGACAAGAAUGGUAUGAUAUACUAUAGAAACUUAAAUUCUGUUUCCUAGGGUUCCGAGUCUUUUUGCUCAUGGCAAACAUAGCCUGACUUAUUUAGGCCCUGUCAUUUGGUCCAAACUCGACAAAUCUAUUCGAUCUUCUGAAUCAUUGCACACUUUUAAAAAGUGCAUCAAAUUGGUUGAUUUCACUAGUCUGCUGGACAGUACUUGUAAAGACUGUUCUUUAUGUAACAACUAGCACUUGAUCUUACUGCAUGACUCAUUGUUUGUUUUAAGUAUAUAUUUUAAAACACUUACAUAUGUACAUGUAUUUCAUAUUUUAUUAAUUAGUAGA